Messenger RNA from Nicrophorus vespilloides, 1079 nucleotides. RefSeq names its product chymotrypsin-like elastase family member 2A. NCBI's taxonomy places the organism in Eukaryota, Metazoa, Arthropoda, Insecta, Coleoptera, Silphidae. The record is from RefSeq and is a predicted model, not a curated record. Gene Ontology annotation, molecular function: serine-type endopeptidase activity. The annotation marks the transcript as partial. The transcript is spliced from 5 exons. Gene Ontology annotation, biological process: proteolysis.
AAAAGACAAAGUUCCGUGCGUCACGGAAAUAAAAUUGAACGAAAUAAAGUUGUGUAAUGAAGGUGUCCCCAUUCGUACGACAGAAGCUCCGAGUCCGUUCAUAAGUCAGAAGAUUACAAAGAAACCGGCCACCGCUUCUUCGGCCAUCAGUCGACCUAGCCAAACAUCAAAUAUUGGGAAUAUUUUGAGAGGCAAAAAUUCGUCUUCCUCUACUGCACUGCCCUCAACAACUUCAUCAGGUUCAAUUGUCAAUACAAGAAAACCGAAUAAACCAGGCGUCACUUCAUCCAAGGAUGUGCAAUGCGGAACCAUGGCGCAAAUAAUAGGAAUUUGGCCGUGGCACAUUGCACUUUACGCGUCGGAUGGUUUACAGUUGAGAUACAUUUGCGGAGGAAACUUGGUCAAUCAAAAGUACGUGAUUACUUCCGCUCAGUGCGUAACCAGACCGGGAACGAAUCGGAAGGUCGAUGCAGAAGGAUUCCUCAUACAUCUAGGUCGCACAUUUUUGAUGACGUCCACCGUUGGCAUUCAAGAACGCAGAGUGGAGAGGAUAACAGUUCAUCCGGAGUACAACAGCAUCUAUCUGCAGAAUGACGUAGCCGUCUUGAGGCUAUCACGAGAUGCCGAUUACACCGAUUACGUGCGCCCCGCUUGCCUGUGGAGCGAAGCCGCUGAUGAUAGUGUAAUUGGAAAAAUAGGUACCGUCAUCGGAUGGGGUACGAUGAACGAUGAAGAGCGACAAAAUACAUAUACCCUGCAGAAAGCCCAAAUGCUAGUCGUAGAUACGUUGACCUGUAUCUCGUCUAACCCAAAUUACUACAACAAAUACACGUCGACAAACACGAUGUGCGCCGGAUUUAGGAACGGUACUUCUGUUUGCAACGGCGAUUUGGGCGGUGGAAUGUUCUUUUCGAAAACGACAUCGAAUGGAGUGGUUUGGGUGCUGAGGGGGUUGGUCUCUCAUGGUAUGACGCUUCAGGGCAUGUACUGCGAUCCGUACAAUUACAUUGUGUUUAGCGAUUUGGCGCAUCAUAACCAAUGGUUGAACUUUGUAUUGAUUGAAUAAUUUUAGAUUUUAC